Spinacia oleracea (spinach) is the source of this 726-nucleotide messenger RNA. RefSeq names its product abscisic acid receptor PYL12-like. Gene Ontology annotation, cellular component: cytoplasm; nucleus. The coding region runs from base 1 to 726 and encodes 241 amino acids. Lineage: Eukaryota; Viridiplantae; Streptophyta; Magnoliopsida; Caryophyllales; Amaranthaceae. The transcript is spliced from 4 exons. Gene Ontology annotation, biological process: abscisic acid-activated signaling pathway. The record is from RefSeq and is a predicted model, not a curated record. Gene Ontology annotation, molecular function: abscisic acid binding; signaling receptor activity; protein phosphatase inhibitor activity.
AUGAAGCAGCCUCGAAGGAAAGAGAACAAGUCAGAUGGAUCCUUGAAGCAGCAAUCGAAUGAUAUAAAAGUCAAGACACUUCAAAUGAAGUUACAAGGAUUAAGCAUCUAUGAAGCCUUAGGAAGUAUAUGUGAGGGUUUUUUUGCUAGUGAGAUAUUUGCAUCUGCAUCUGCAUCUGUUCAUGUUAUUGUUUUCUUUGUGUCGAAGGUUUAUAAAUACAGAAGACAACAAAUGCAACCUGUUACAGCAAAUGUGUUGUUACCUCCAAUAAAGUGCAGUUUUAGCAUAGAGCAAGUUAUAAACGCACCCAUUGAGGUGGUAUGGUCUAUCGUCCGUCAAUUCGACAACCCAAAAGCAUACAGGAUGUUUAUCGGUGAAUGUUCUUCAACUUCUACGUCUAAUGCUGUUGGAUCAUUUCGUCACAUAGCCUUUGUUACUGAUUUUCCGUCAACGGUGAGCAUUGAGCGGCUUGAUGACCUCAACGAAGAGAAACAUGUAAUGGUGUAUAGUGUUGUUGGUGGCGAUCAUACUUGCCGUCUUCCUAAUUACCAAGGUAUGAUUUCGGUUAAAGAGAAAUGUAGUGGUGGCCAAAGGAGGACAAUUGUAACCGAAAAAUAUACCGUCUAUGUACCAGAGGAUAGUAAUGCGGAGGAGACUCGUUAUUUGGUUGAUACGUUGGUGGGAUUUAAUCUUAAGUCUUUAGCUCGCAUUGCUGAGUGUAUAUAA